Molecule: messenger RNA, 1037 nt
Organism: Onthophagus taurus
Lineage: Eukaryota; Metazoa; Arthropoda; Insecta; Coleoptera; Scarabaeidae
Product: glutathione S-transferase theta-1-like
Biological process (GO): glutathione metabolic process
Cellular component (GO): cytoplasm
Molecular function (GO): glutathione transferase activity
Source: RefSeq, a predicted model, not a curated record
AUUUUUGCUGUACCUCUUUACUUAUAUCAAAAACUCCACUGAGAUCAAAGUUCAAUGAUAUCUCUACAAAAUAUGCUUCGUCAUUAAUUAGAUUUAAAGUUUAUAAAUAAAUAACUUAUAAACAUUUCUUAAAGAGUUAAUGUAGUUUUCAGAAAUGUCUUCAACAUUUAAAUUAUAUUUUGAUUUUAUGUCCCCACCUUCUAGAGGUUUAUUAAUAAUCUUAAAAAUGAGUAAAAUUCCUUUUGAAGGUGUUUUAAUUCAAUUACAUAAAGGACAACAUUUAACUGAAGAAUAUAAAAAUAACAUAUCUAGAUUUGGUAAAGUUCCUGUAUUGGAAGAAAUCGAAACUAAUUUUACUUUAACAGAAAGUGUUGCUAUUUUACGAUAUUUGCAAAGAGAAAAAGGAUUAUUAGAUGAUUUAUAUCCCGCAAAUAGUCAAAAACAAGCCAGAGUUGAUGAGUUUUUAGAAUGGGAGCAUAAUAAUCUACGUGCAUCUUGUGCUAUGUAUUUUUAUUUUAAGUCGGUUAUGCCAAGAAUUACAGCUUCUGCCCCGGAUCCAAUUUUUAUAAAUUUUUACAAAAAUCAAAUGGAAGAAUCUUUUGAUGCUUUAGAAAAGCUUUGGAUACAGGAUAAACCUUUUAUAACAGGGAAUAAACUUUCUGCAGCUGAUAUUUUUGCUAUAUCAGAUUAUUACCAAGCCAGAUUGACUAUUUAUGAUGGUUGUAAAAAUCGUCCUAAACUAACGAAAUGGAUGAAAAUGGUUCAAAAGGAAUUAGGUCCUUAUUUAGAUGAAGUAAAUCAAACUGUGAACAAGAUUAUUCAAAAAAAUCCGGUUACAAAUUAAAUGUAGUUUUAUAUAAAACAAAUUCUUUAUUUCAAAAAACAUUUAUAAUACUUAUGACUUUGACGAAAUGAAAUAUAUGAUAUUAAUAAAACGUUAUAAAAUUUAGCGCUGGACAAAUAAAGCUACUGUACAAAUAAAUAUAUCGUUAUAUAUAUUUUUUUUAAAUAUAUAAAUACACGUUGUGGUUCCGUUA